GGAUGCCUCGUUCUUUCGGCGUCCUAGUGCAGCAAAGAACAUUCCCCUCGCUAAUAUUGACCAGACACAGACAAAAGAAUUUAACUUCUGAUAGGCAGAGAGAGAGAGAGAGAGAGAGGUCAACAAUGGUGGAUUUAGAGAACGAAAAGACACUGAGAAAGAUCUCUGAUGCGUUCAAGGAACUUGCAGCAACCGUAAACUCGCAAGCCGCGGAUAUGGAUGUGGCUCCUUUUUCACGCGCCUGCUCUUUAGUCUCUCCCUUGUUUGGUUGUUUGGGCAUCGCCUUCAAGUUCGCGGAAAUGGAUUACGUCGCCAAGGUUGAUGAUCUUGCAGAGGCGUCGAAGUCAAUUGCAACGCUAAACGCAAUGCUCGACAGGGAUGUAGAGGGGAACUGCGUUAGGAAAGCUGGGAGUCAUACAAGAAACCUUUUGAGAGUGAAACGUGGGCUUGACAUGGUCAGGGUACUCUUUGAACAAAUUCUAGUUACAGAGGGGAACUCCUUGAAAGAUCCAGCUUCCAGGGCCUAUGCGCAGGUAUUUGCACCCCACCAUGGGUGGGCAAUCAGGAAAGCUGUAGCUGCAGGAAUGUAUGCUCUCCCUACAAGGGCGCAGCUGUUAAAGAAGCUAAAUGAAGAUGAGGCAUCAGCAAGGAUUCAAAUGCAAAACUAUGUAACAGCAUCUGGCCCCAUCAUUUUGUACAUUGACCAACUGUUCCUUUCAAGAGAAUUGGGUACAGAUUGGUAAAAGAUAUUGUAUUCAUGGAUAUCUAUUUAUUGUGAUAAUUUCAAUCAAGCAAAAUAAACCGUAUUUGUCCAGUUGUGUCAAUUAUUCCAUUUUUUCUGCCUCUCUUUUGCCUCAUUUUCCCCUUUUAGAACAUUGUCUAGUAUAAUUGUACAGAUCCUAUUAAACUAUUGGAUGGUCGAAACCAAACAUGAAACAUGAUUGACACCAUGAUGUGAAUUAAAUUUUCA
Molecule: messenger RNA, 970 nt
Organism: Theobroma cacao (cacao)
Lineage: Eukaryota; Viridiplantae; Streptophyta; Magnoliopsida; Malvales; Malvaceae
Gene: ACD11
Product: Glycolipid transfer protein (GLTP) family protein
Biological process (GO): ceramide transport; intermembrane lipid transfer
Cellular component (GO): membrane; cytoplasm; cytosol
Molecular function (GO): ceramide 1-phosphate transfer activity; ceramide 1-phosphate binding
Source: RefSeq, a predicted model, not a curated record